UCUGACUUACGCUCUUUGAUACCAUGCCUGCUACUCAUGUCACUGUAUAUGGUCAAGACAUUCAGAGAAAUGGAUAGUGGUACCGUCGAUGUCCUUAAUUGAGGCCAAAUGCAGAGAUAUGUCCUUGAGCAAGGUCAAAUGCAGAGCCAAGUCUUUAAGCGAGGUCAAAUGCAGAGCAAUGUCCUUAAGCGACGUCAAAUGCAGAGCGACGAAUUGACCAGACAAUUUAACUCUAUAACUAAACCCAGCCUUGCUGGGGCAACAAAGGCAUCGCUGUUGAAGCGAAAUAAGACAGGGCCAAAUCAGCUUUCGUAUAGAGAAAGCAAUGUAUCUACAAAACAUGUCUUGUCCGAAGACAUUGGAGGUACUACUGAAUUGAAGAGACUGCAAACUCCAAUCAACUUAUUUGAAGAUGAAUGCAUUUUCUGCCAUUCGUUUAGAACGGAUGAGGAGAUUCAUGGUCCGAUGGUAUGUUAUCUAAAGGGAAGACUUGUGUUCAUUGAAGAGGGCAACUUAUCAAAGGUCAUCUACGUCCAUAAGAAAUGCCUGAUGUGGGCUCCUGAAGUAUGCUGGGACUUUGAGUCUAACAUUGUUGAGAACUUGGAGUCAGAAAUUAGGCGUGCUUCAAGACUGAGAUGUGCAAGAUGUGGACUCCAGGGAGCAGCCCUUGGUUGUUAUUAUAAACAUUGCAGAAAGAGUUUUCACAUUCCAUGUGCAGUUCAGAUAAUUGAUUGCCGCUGGGAUGUUGAUAAACGUAAUGUGCUGUGCCCUAAACAUGUUUCAAAGACACUACCAUGUGAUAAGCUGAGUACACAUACAAAGGAGAAUGACCAUUCUUCUUCCUUGCGUCAAAGCCAAUGUUCACAAGAAGAUUAUCCUUUCACUGAUUUCGAAGAGGAAGGCCAACAAUCUGAUCAGCUUAAAACCACAUGUUCAUUCUUGCCUGUGGGCCAAUGUACAGACAAGGAAGGGAAAAUUGAUGAUCAUCAUAGGGAAAAACAACAAACAGAUCAGCUUAACACUUCAAAUGUGCCUCAGAGCACAUAUAUAGACAAGGAAGCUGACAAUCAUCAAAGGAAAAAUCAACAAACAGAUCAUUUUAACAUUUUGAAUCCUUCCUGCUUGCCUCAGAAACAAAGUUCUCAAAAAGAAGGAACUUCCACCAAUAGCUCAAGGGAUGGCCAACAAAUAGAUCAGCUUGACAGCUCAGGUUCCUCUUCCUUGCAAUUGGGUCAGCAUUCAGACGAGGAAGGAAUUUCUAAGAAUCAUGAAAGGGAUGAUCAACAAACGCAUAAGCGUAACACCUCAAAUUUUCCCUCCUUGCCUAAGAGCUGUCAUCCAGAUGAAGAAGGAAUUUCCAAUGUUUACAAAAGGGAAGAAAUAAAAGCAUAUCGGGCUGACACAUCAAGCUGCCCUUCUGAUCAGAUGGUUUUGCUUGGUUUGUCUUUAAGCGCGUCAGAGAAGGAUUCCUUGCAGGAGUUUGUACGUUGGUCCAACGGGAAGCUGACGAAAGAGUGGGACAAAAAUGUGACUCAUGUCAUUGUGGGCAAAGGUCCUGGUAGCUCAUGGAACAGAUCAUUUGAAGUCCUCAUGGCAGUACUGCUGGGGAAAUGGGUUAUCCAUUUUGAAUGGAUCAUGGACUGCUCCUCAGAGAUGCGUCCACGUCCAGAAGCUUCUUAUGAGGUAACAUCCAGCAUGGAUUCACUCAAAACAAUGGACGGACCGAAGAAGGGAAGAAUCCGAGCAGCCACAGGGGCACCGAAUCUGUUCUCGGGACUGCACUUCUGCCUCAGCGCCUACAUGAACCCUGACGGCAGGCACCGCGUGCGAGACCUCAUCGCAGCCGCCGGAGGGAAGGUCCUGGAGGGAGGAUUUCUGGACCCGCCACUCGAAUGCUUUGACGGCUCUUCUUCGGUGAAGCCGUACUUCGUCUUCGACGGCGACGUUCCCGGAGAAUUUGCCCUGGGCACGCUGCUGAAGGAGGUGGAGGAGGCGAGGAAGCACGCGGCUGCGGGCGCGCGGGUGAUCAGCCACCAGAGGGUGCUGGAUGCCGUCGCGGCAUACGACGCCGAGAUCCUCAACCGCUGAACGAGGAGAAGAAUGGCUUCGCGUCGUCGUGAAUGACUGAAUGUGCGCGCGAGUCGGGGGAAGUCUUCGGCGAUUGCAAAAAUUAGAGUACCCUUUUGUUCUGCGGGAGACGACGAAGGCUGGUCGAUGAGUAUAUUGAUCGGUCCAUAUGGACUCUCUCAGGUCAAGUCAGUACGCUUCAGAAAAUGUGAGUUCGGGUGUUGCUCGUACU
Molecule: messenger RNA, 2299 nt
Organism: Setaria italica (foxtail millet)
Lineage: Eukaryota; Viridiplantae; Streptophyta; Magnoliopsida; Poales; Poaceae
Product: BRCA1-associated RING domain protein 1
Exons: 14
Coding region: 109-2088 (659 amino acids)
Biological process (GO): positive regulation of transcription by RNA polymerase II; negative regulation of fatty acid biosynthetic process; double-strand break repair via homologous recombination
Cellular component (GO): BRCA1-A complex; plasma membrane; BRCA1-BARD1 complex
Molecular function (GO): ubiquitin-protein transferase activity
Source: RefSeq, a predicted model, not a curated record